AUGUCCCCUGUGGCGCCAUACUUUAUCCGGUCAAAGCCAGAAAUCACCUGGCAUGGGUUACAAUACGACGAAGAGUUCAUCAUAGCCAUCAUAGAUGUCGGGUUUGGAACUCUCAACUAUCUUCUGACGGGCUUUCCCCGUCAACCUAUGGUGCUGCACGACUACGAGCCAUCGGAGAAUUUCCGCCCAGAGCCGAAUCCGAUGGUGGUGGCUGUGUUUCGCAGAUCAAAAGGAUCAUCGCUGAAAAUGGGGCGAGCCGACGACUUUGAUAUUUCGAAGUUCAUGCUCGACAACGACCUGGCUGACGAGCUAAUCCGCCAUCCACCUGCUCCAUCGCUGAAUCGUCUUCCACUGGAAGAGCUAAAUUCGUGGUUGACAGUCUCCGUAGAAUUGCCACAGAUGGACGUCAAUGUCUGCUGUCAGCAAGUUCGACAGAAAGCCACCACGGUUUUCUUCGAUCCACUUGGUGCAGCCACCGUUUCCGCCUCAGCCACCGUAGUUCCACCAUCGGUGAAUUCGGCAAGAAUUCCCAUUCAAAGUCCGUCAUAUGUCAAUUACCAUCGUCAAGCCAGGACCCAUAUCGCUCUAAUGGACGAGCUCUACACCUUAGUGGCUUUGGAUGCGAAGCACCUCAAUGCUUCACUGGAUGGUCGUUGA
Molecule: messenger RNA, 657 nt
Organism: Ostertagia ostertagi
Lineage: Eukaryota; Metazoa; Nematoda; Chromadorea; Rhabditida; Trichostrongylidae
Source: the annotation of a GenBank genome assembly